AUGGAAUGGUGCUGUGCCCCGGGCCAGCAGGCUGGGCUCGCCAUGGUGCUGGGUGCCAUCCUGGCACGUGGGAGGGAUGUGUGCAAGCGGAAUGGACUGCUCAUCCUGUCUGUGCUCUCUGUCACCGUGGGCUGCCUCCUUGGCUUCUUCUUGAGGACCCGGCGCCUCUCACCCCAGGAAAUUAGUUACUUCCAGUUUCCGGGAGAGCUCUUGAUGAGGAUGUUGAAGAUGCUGAUCCUCCCACUGGUAGUCUCCAGCUUGAUGUCCGGCCUCGCCUCCCUGGAUGCCAAGACCUCCAGCCGCCUGGGCAUCCUCACCGUGGCGUACUACCUGUGGACCACCUUCGUGGCGGUCAUCGUGGGCAUCAUCAUGGUCUCCAUCAUCCAUCCGGGCGGCGCAGCCCAGAAGGAGACAACCGAGCAGAGUGGGAAGCCCAUCAUGAGCUCAGCCGACCCCCUGCUGGACCUCAUUCGGAACAUGUUCCCAGCCAACCUGGUGGAAGCCACAUUCAAACAGUAUCGCACCAAGACCACCCCCGUUGUCAAGUCCCCCAAGGUGGCAUCAGAGGAGGCCCCUUCUCGGCGGAUCCUCAUCUAUGGGGUCCAGGAGGAGAAUGGCUCUCAUGUGCAGAACUUCGCCCUGGACCUGACACCCCCACCAGAGGUCGUUUACAAGUCAGAGCCUGGCACCAGCGAUGGCAUGAACGUGCUGGGCAUCGUCAUCUUCUCUGCCACCAUGGGCAUCAUGCUGGGCCGCAUGGGUGACAGCGGGGCCCCGCUGGUCAGCUUCUGCCAGUGCCUCAAUGAGUCCGUCAUGAAGAUCGUGGCCGUGGCUGUGUGGUACUUCCCCUUUGGCAUCGUGUUCCUCAUCGCUGGCAAGAUCCUGGAGAUGGACAACCCCACAACCGUAGGAAAGAAGCUGGGCUUCUAUGCAGUCACCGUGGUGUGUGGGCUGGUGGUCCAUGGCCUCUUCAUCCUGCCCCUGCUCUACUUCUUCAUCACCAAAAAGAACCCCAUCGUCUUCAUCCGCGGCAUCCUCCAGGCCCUGCUCAUCGCACUGGCCACCUCCUCCAGCUCAGCCACACUGCCCAUCACCUUUAAGUGCCUGCUGGAGAACAACCACAUCGACCGGCGCAUUGCCCGCUUCGUGCUGCCCGUGGGCGCCACCAUCAACAUGGAUGGCACCGCACUCUACGAGGCCGUGGCUGCCAUCUUCAUUGCCCAGGUCAACAACUAUGAGCUGGACUUCGGCCAGAUCAUCACCAUCAGCAUCACGGCCACCGCAGCCAGCAUCGGGGCAGCCGGCAUCCCCCAGGCCGGGCUCGUCACCAUGGUCAUCGUGCUCACCUCCGUGGGGCUUCCCACCGAUGACAUCACCCUCAUCAUCGCUGUCGACUGGGCUCUGGACCGUUUCCGCACCAUGAUUAAUGUGCUGGGUGAUGCACUGGCUGCCGGGAUCAUGGCUCAUGUCUGCCGAAAAGACUUCGCUCAGGACACGGGCACCGAGAAACUGCUGCCCUGUGAGACCAAGCCUGUCAGCCUCCAGGAGAUUGUGGCAACCCAGCAGAAUGGCUGUGUGAAGAGCGUGGCUGAGGCCGCAGAGCUGACCCUCGGCCCCUCCUGUCCCCACCACGUCCCCGUCCAGGUGGAGCAGGAUGAGGAACCAGCCACUGCUAGUCUGGACCACUGCACCAUUGAGAUCAGCGAGCUCGAGACCAAUGUCUGA
Rangifer tarandus platyrhynchus (Svalbard reindeer) is the source of this 1725-nucleotide messenger RNA. NCBI's taxonomy places the organism in Eukaryota, Metazoa, Chordata, Mammalia, Artiodactyla, Cervidae. The record is from the annotation of a GenBank genome assembly.